Messenger RNA from Symbiodinium natans, 1167 nucleotides. The record is from the annotation of a GenBank genome assembly. Lineage: Eukaryota; Dinophyceae; Suessiales; Symbiodiniaceae.
AUGGUGGUUCAGGUGAUCCUUCUUCGUCGUCUCAAAGGGAACGAACGGGUCAAGAGAAUCUCGGGUGUCAUGGUCGCAGCGAAGAUGCGAGCUCUCGAAUGCCCAUGUUUCCCACCUCUUUUCUUCAAGGGACAAGUGGCGGAUUUGGUGGACCUACGACCUUUCUUCCCACAAUGGCGUCGCCAAUGUUCGGAACUUUGCCAGUGGGGAACCCUGGGGCGUGGCCGUUUUCGUGGUCAAGCUUCGCGCCUACGAGUGUUACUGCCUUCGCGACUCCUGGACCUACAAGCCGACCGACAGAGUCUCCUUUUACCUUCGCGACUAACGGACCGUCGGCUUUCGUGCCCAAUGGAUCUACAGCUUCUGCAGCCAAUGGACCCUCCAUCAGACCGCCUUUCAAUGGUACUUCGAUGCCCAGCACCGCACCUCGGGUGGAUACUGCAGCGGUCCGCUGCUCCUGGAAAAGAAGAGACUGCCAAGGCGGAGAGCGCUUUCGAGGGGCUUGGCAUGAGGUCCCCCCCGACUCAGGGGAGAAAUCCGCCGGAUCAAGCGGAGAGAUUCAUUGCAGCCAUCAUAGGGGAGAAGCGGUCCAUCCCAAGCUGGAGCGGUCAGCCCAAUACGCUACGUUCAUGGCUUAAACUUCUUCUGGCUCAUUGGGAAUCAGAAACAACAGUUCUCAAGGAGAAGUGGGGCAUCAGGUUGUACCAGUCCUUCCCAGAGAACUCCGAUCCUCGUCGCAUCGCUGAUCAAAUUGAGCUUCACGAUGUUCUAUCUGCACGAGGAUAUGGCAUGAUUUUGACAUGUCUGAUGCAGAAAUACAAGCCGUAUCUUGACGUUGUUGGACCUGCUUCGAUCGAUCGAUUCUUUUAUGGAGAUGACAGGGCAAAGGGUCAAAGCUUUGCCAGCUACAUCGCUCAAAAGCAGGUGGCUCGUCAAGAAAUGGAGUCCAAUCUCAACGAGAAAGUCAGCGAGAAGAUUGCAGGCAGGAUCUUGUGGAGGCACGCUCACCUGUCCGAAUUCCAAAGAGAGUUGGUGGCACUUCGAGAUGUCAACACUCUGCUCAGCUUCGAGCAGGUAGCAAGCCUGUUGCGCCCUCUGGACAGGCCCGAGUUGCGGCAAAGAAGCGGCCAAGCACUAUCCGGCGACGAUGGCUCCGGAAGGCUUUGA